Zygosaccharomyces rouxii is the source of this 1656-nucleotide messenger RNA. RefSeq names its product pepsin-like aspartic protease. Gene Ontology annotation, molecular function: aspartic-type endopeptidase activity. Bases 1 to 1656 code for a protein of 551 amino acids. The record is from RefSeq and is a predicted model, not a curated record. The transcript has a single exon. Lineage: Eukaryota; Fungi; Ascomycota; Saccharomycetes; Saccharomycetales; Saccharomycetaceae. Gene Ontology annotation, biological process: proteolysis.
AUGAAGUUUCUUACUAGCUUGGUUACAUCUGUACUUUUGAGCACUGCAUCUGCGGGAUUGGUUUCACCACCUGUAUACAAACUUUCAUUUAACAAGCUAAGAGGCGAAACCUUUGAAAAAGCUGUGGGUAACAGUAAUGGUCAUGCAAACUUCGAUAUUAAAAAUCAACAGAACUUUUAUUCCGUAGAAUUAAAAGUUGGUACACCUGCUCAGAAUGUGUUGGUUCUUUUAGACACUGGUUCGAGUGAUUUAUGGAUUACUGGUAGCGGUAACCCAUACUGCUCUCCAUCUACAAGAAAUUCUCAUCUGGGAUCUGCUGGUAGUAACUCUAGUACUAAUAAUGGCCCCAGCUCUACUGCGAAUUUCCCAAGUUCGUCCGCUACGAUCGAUUGUUCCCAAUAUGGUACUUUCAAUUUAGACGGUUCGGAAACAUUCAAAUCGAAUGACAGUACUUUUUACUUGACCUAUGGUGACGGUUCAUUUGCUAAGGGUCUCUGGGGUAUGGAUCAUGUAUACUUAGAUGGAUUAAAUGUUUCUGACGUUUCAUUUGCAGUUGCUAAUGAGAGUAAUUCCACGGUAGGUGUAUUUGGUGUUGGUUUACCGGGCGAGGAGGCAACUGUCACACCAGGUGUUAAUGGAAAUCACUACCAAUACAAGAAUUUCCCACAAGUUUUAAAGGAUAACGGCGUUGUCCAAAAGAAUGCUUACUCUCUAUACUUGAACUCCCCCGAUUCCAAUAGUGGUAACAUUCUUUUCGGCGCGGUUGAUCACAGCAAGUACAGUGGUAACCUUUACACAUUGCCCAUCGUUAACACAUAUGCAGACCAAGGCGUAGCACCCCGUGAGUUCGAUGUUACUGUGCAAGGUAUUACCGUCGGUAAUAGUAGUUCUAAUUCUACUGUCUCCUCCGACAAGACUUUAGCUCUACUGGACUCUGGUACUACAUUAAUGUAUUUGCCAACGGCCUUAGCCGAUGAGUUGGCAAAAUCCUUAGGUGGUAAAUUUUCACCAUCGACCGGAUACUAUUUGAUACCCAAACCUUCAGAAAAUGAUGACACCAAGAUUACUUUUGACUUUGGUGGAUUUCACAUCGAGACUAAGUUAUCCAACUACAUUUUACAAGGCUCAGGUCCACAAGAUGUUGCGAUCCUGGGUAUCUUAAGAACCGAAGGUGAUAGAGCUAUCUUUGGUGACGUUUUCCUCGUGGAUGCCUAUGUGGUUUACGAUUUAGAAGAUUACGAGAUUUCAUUGGCACAGGCUAACUUCAAUUCUGGUUCUUCAGACAUAGAAGCCAUUUCUGGAAGUGUCCCAGGUGCAUCUAGGGCUCCAGGCUAUUCACAAACUUACACCGGGAACCAACCUUCAAGCAGCGGUAGUGCUAGCCCAGGGGGCUCCACAGGCCAAGAAGCAAGCUCUAGCUCAAGCUCAAGCUCUAGCGCUUCUAAUGGUGAUUCGGAGUCAAGCUCCAGCUCCAGCUCCAGCUCCAGCUCCAACAGUGGCAGUUCCGGUAACAAUUCUGAAAGCUCGUCCUCCAGCUUUUCAAACUCCGACAAGAGAGGAUUGACGGUCUCUGAGAACGGCGUUGGCUCAUUGAGAGCUGCCAAUCCUAUGAUUUUGGCUUUUGUCACUACAUUUAUCACUUCAAUGCUCACCUAA